UGCGCUCACGGGAAUUGACAUAUUCACUUCCGGUGAGGAAUAGCUGGAAAACAGCAGUCGGCGAUACAUAGCUGGAGUAGGAGGAGGCCUGGAGCAAAGCGAGCCACUGUCGGGGGAAUGGGUGACAUUUGAUCGGGGAAAAGGCUGUCAGCGAAAAGGAGCGACGCACUGGAGACAUGGAUGACAGCAGCUACAUCGAGUUCGACGUGCCCGAGUUCAGCAGCGGCGUGCUGAGCCAGCUGAACGAGCUGCGGCUCCAGGGCAAGCUGUGCGACAUCGUGGUGCACAUCCAGGGCCGGCCCUUCCGCGCCCACAAGGCCGUGCUGGCCGCCAGCUCGCCCUACUUCCGCGACCACUCUGCGCUCAGCACCAUGAGCGGCCUCUCCAUCUCCGUCAUCAAGAGCCCCGAGGUGUUCGAGCAGCUGCUGGCCUUCUGCUACACGGGCCGCAUGUCCCUGCAGCUCAGGGACGUCAUCGGCUUCCUCACGGCCGCCAGCUUCCUGCAGAUGCAGGCCGUCAUCGACAAGUGCACCCAGAUCCUGGAGGGCAUCCACUCCAAGAUCAGCCUGCCCCCCGGAGGCAGCCCGGGGAAGGACGGCGCCCAGGCCAGCCGCAACGGCGUGAAGGACGGCAGCCUCUUCGUCAACCCCACGCAGAUCUCGCCGCCGUACUUCUCCCGGCAGGCGGUGCUGACCGCGACGGGGGGAGGGGGCGGGGGCGGGGGCGGGGCGGAGGCGGGGAAGGGCCUCCGCGUGGCGGGCUCGCGCGCGGCCGAGGAGGGCCAGUCGGACCGCGGGAGCAGCGACGGCGUCUCGGAGCAGGAGGCGGCGGCCGAGGGCGAGCAGGAGCAGGUGGAGCUGAUCGGGCAGGACGGGCAGGUGACGGACGUGCGGGUGAAGCUGGAGAAGGCCGAGCGGCCCAGCUGCUCGGACAGCUCGUCGGCGGGCGACGACGGCUACCACACGGAGCUGGUGGACGGCGAGCAGGUGCUGGCCGUGAGCGUGGGCUCCUACGGGCCCGUCAUCCAGCCGGCCGGCUACGCCUACCCGGGCCUGGCCUCGCCCUGCUUCGUCAGCCUCAGCAGCUCCAGCCCCUCCCGCUCCAUGCUCAGCGGCUACCGCGGCGGGCGGGGCCGCCUCAAGCGCCCCACGGCCGUCACGCCCGACGCCCUGAGCCACGGCGCCAAGGCCAGCAAGGAGGACGGGGAGCCGGCGCCGGGCGGCGGCGGCGGGGGAGUGGGCGGCCCCGGGUUCGAGAACGACGUGCGGGAGCGCAACCUGCGCGGGCAGUGGUACCCCUACAACGAGCGCCUCAUCUGCAUCUACUGCGGCAAGUCCUUCAACCAGAAGGGCAGCCUGGACCGCCACAUGCGCCUGCACAUGGGCAUCACGCCCUUCGUCUGCAAGUUCUGCGGCAAGAAGUACACGCGCAAGGACCAGCUGGAGUACCACAUCCGCGGCCACACGGACAACAAGCCCUUCCACUGCCAGAUCUGCGGCAAGUGCUUCCCCUUCCAGGGCACGCUCAACCAGCACCUGCGCAAGAAGCACAUGGGCUCGGCCGACGGCAGCGGCGCCGGCCACGCCGACUCGCCGGAGCGGGCCGAGGGGCCCGGGGGCCCGCGGGAGCCCGAGGACGGCGCCGCCGCCUCGGAGGGCGGGCCGGCCUUCGGGGCCCCCUACGCGGAGGAGGCCCCCGGCCAGGACAACGGCGAGGAGGGCGCCCGGUGCAGUCCGGAGGAGGCGCACGCGUCCCGGUGCGAUUUUUAGGGCCCCGCCCACGACCCCUCCUCCUCCUCCUCCUCCUCCUCCCUCACUUUCCCGUUUUUUUGUCCAUCGAUUGAAAAAGCUUUAAGAUGCGUCCUCCUUUUUUUUUUUUUUUUUUUUUUUUGUUUAAAUGGUUUCUUUCGGAAGAACGGCAUUUCGCUGUCGUCCGGAUCGGGUCACGUCGUCACCCUCAGUGUAACGUUGGGGGUUUUCUGCCCCCCCCCCCUUCGUUCUC
Molecule: messenger RNA, 2001 nt
Organism: Anguilla anguilla (European eel)
Lineage: Eukaryota; Metazoa; Chordata; Actinopteri; Anguilliformes; Anguillidae
Gene: zbtb34
Product: zinc finger and BTB domain containing 34
Exons: 2
Coding region: 177-1769 (530 amino acids)
Biological process (GO): regulation of transcription by RNA polymerase II
Molecular function (GO): DNA-binding transcription factor activity, RNA polymerase II-specific; RNA polymerase II cis-regulatory region sequence-specific DNA binding; protein binding
Source: RefSeq, a predicted model, not a curated record